This is a messenger RNA of Physella acuta, 1248 nucleotides long. RefSeq names its product ABC transporter A family member 10-like. Lineage: Eukaryota; Metazoa; Mollusca; Gastropoda; Physidae. The record is from RefSeq and is a predicted model, not a curated record.
AAUCUAAAUAAUUACUUAAGUCUACUACUACACACAUAGUACAUAGAUCUACUACUUAUUGGUUCAAGCAGAUUGGUGUGUCAGCAGUAGAAUCUAUAAGGUUAAUGAUGGCCAGUUUUUGUAAACAGCUCAAAGCCUUUCUAUAGAGGAAUAUUUACUUAAGUAAAGAAAUCCCAUUGUGCUGCGCCAGAUAACUGGAAUCUAACAGCCACUCCUGCAGUAACCAUGGCUAGCUUUUGGCAGCAACUGAAAGCCUUGUUAUGGAGGAAUAUCUUACUUAAAAAAAGAAAAAAGUCCAUGCUUUUUCAGGAAUUUUUCUACCCUGUUUAUUUUGUUGCGAUCCUUGCCAUAGUGAAAAGAGCAAUCAAGCCCGACGUAAAGCCAGCCAUGACUUUUCCUGUCAACAACCUUACAGACCUAAGGUUUAAUAAUGCAUUUAAUUUGAAACAUGACAUCUAUGUUGUACCAAACACAGCGCAGUUAAAAAACUGGAUGGCUGACAUAGUUACUCAGCUGCCUGGAAACUUGAGUUACCAAAUGUUUGCAACUGUAGAAGAGGCUGAGACUGCAUACAGACACAACAGCUCCAGUGUUUUAGCUGGAAUAAUUUUCAGCUAUAAAAAUAACAAAUACUCGUAUGCUCUGAGGGUUGGCUAUCACCCAGCUAACACAGUAUGUAAUACCAGGGUCGGCCCAACCUUGGCCCAAUGUACUUAUCUUGGCCAAACACUGGACAAGCUUACGCCAGGGUGCAGCCAAGAUUUGUACAUGCUUGCAUCCCUUGAUACCUUGAUAUUUAACCGUUUUUACCUUGGCUGCCAAGAUUACACUGAUUUAUGUAUUCACUGCAGAAAUUUUAGUUAAAUAUACUUGUUAAACUUAAUAUAUGUUAACUAAAAUAAGCUAUCUUUUAAUAUUAUGCUCUAAUUUAAACAUAGUAUUAAUAACAAACUACGUAGCAUGUGUUAAACAUUUUGUUAAACUUUUUAAAAGUGUGUGCUCUACUGCCGCCGGCCCCUCUCGCCCAUUGUCCCUUUGUUCACAUUUCUUCACAUUCCUUCCUAUUGUUCGCAAGCCAGCAUCCCGGUCCUUCGCCAUUUUUCUUAACAAAAGACUUUGUGCCCAGUCACAGUAAAACAGGUAGGCCUACUGCAGCCAUUUUAGUUCAACAGUGAGAAGUAGUAUAACUUUAUUUAUGCAGAAUCUGGAAAACUCGUAUUUUUUUGUUGGAAACUGUAUAUGUCAUUA